Molecule: messenger RNA, 1977 nt
Organism: Myripristis murdjan (pinecone soldierfish)
Lineage: Eukaryota; Metazoa; Chordata; Actinopteri; Holocentriformes; Holocentridae
Product: bestrophin-3-like
Exons: 13
Coding region: 1-1977 (658 amino acids)
Molecular function (GO): chloride channel activity
Source: RefSeq, a predicted model, not a curated record
AUGACGGUUCCGUACUCCAGUCAGGUGGCGAACGCCUCGUUCUUCGGGUUCCACCGGCUGCUGCUGCGCUGGACAGGAAGCAUCUACAAGCUCCUGUACCGCGAGUUCCUCGUGUUCGCCGCCAUGUACAGCGGGCUGAGCGCCAUCUACAGACUCGUUCUCUCUGAUCCACAGAAAAGAUUCUUUGAGAAGCUUUCCAUCUACUGCGACCAGUACGCCGAGCAAAUCCCAGUCACCUUCAUACUGGGUUUCUAUGUGACCCUGGUGGUGAACCGCUGGUGGAACCAGUUUGUCAACCUGCCCUGGCCAGACAGACUCAUGUUCCUCAUCUCCAGCUGUGUGCAGGGGGCAGACGAACAUGGCCGCCUGCUGCGUCGGACUCUGAUGCGUUACGUCAACCUGACGUCGCUGCUGAUCUUCCGCUCGGUCAGCACGGCCGUCUGCAAGCGCUUCCCCACCAUGGAGCACGUGGUGGAGGCAGGCUUCAUGACUGUGGAGGAGAGGAAGGUGUAUGAGUGUGUUCGCUCUCCUCACCUGAAGUACUGGGUUCCUGUUGUCUGGUUUUGUAAUUUGGCAUCUAAAGCUCGUCAGGACGGACGGAUCCGGGACAGCGUGGACCUGCAGACCCUCCUCACUGAGAUGAACAAGUUCAGGACUUGGUGUUCCACUCUGUUUGGAUACGACUGGGUCGGUAUCCCACUGGUCUACACACAGGUCGUCACUCUCGCCGUCUACACGUUCUUCUUCGCUUGUCUGAUUGGUCGACAGUUCCUUGACCCCGCCCAGGGUUACCAAGGUCAUGACCUCGACCUCUACGUGCCAGUCUUCACCCUGCUGCAGUUCUUCUUCUACUCUGGCUGGCUCAAGGUAGCGGAGCAGCUGAUCAACCCAUUUGGAGAAGAUGAUGAUGACUUUGAAGCUAAUUGGAUAAUUGACCGGAACCUGCAGGUGUCCCUGCUGGCGGUGGAUGAGAUGCACAUGAACCUGCCUCACAUGACCAGAGACAUGUACUGGAACGACAGCGAGGCACAGCCGCCGUACACGCUGGCCGCCGCCGAAUCCUGCAUCCCCUCCUUCCUGGGCUCCACCACUGACAUGGGACUGUCUGACAUCCUGCAGUUUGAGGAGGCGGAGCUUAGUGACAGUCACCCCCGACAACAGGAUUCAGUUCUGCCUCGUCGCCAAGAGUCGAUUCUGGGUCGAGUCCGGCGGCUCCUGAGCGUCCAGGAACCUCCAGACCUCCAAGCAGCUCGGCCCGCCUUCAAACGCCACAGCAGCGACGCCGUAGGAAGCUCCUUCCCCUUUGGCCCCGACCACAGGGUCCGUCCUGGCUCUGAGGGGUUAGCUCCGCCCCCCUCCUUGACUCUGGACACCUUGGCGACACUGCGGGAAGUCAGCAGCGGCCCGCACUCCCCCUCCCCCUCCCCUGAACUCCCCAGGCUUGUCAUCAGCCCACCGUUGACCAGUUUCCAUGGUAAUGUGGAUUUUGCCGUUGGUAAGGACCUAAAGCCUCAGAACUGCCUGAGGACCCUGCAGAGGGCGGAGCCUCAGGCGGAUCUCCCCCCUGUCAAAGAGGCCCCAGACUGGGUCGACCUGAGCAGCAGCUCCUCGGUCUGUGUGUCCCCCACCCAGCUGGGACCAAAGAAGUUCCGCUGGAGUGUUCCCAGGGGCCCAGAUGGUGUUCAUGCCCGGCCCCGUGGGCGCCAGCUGUCCUUCCAGUUCUCCAGACAGACAUCGAAGGCAUCAGUCCGCAGCCUGCCGAGCCCCAAGGCGCUGGGCAGGAAGAGGCGGGGCGCGGGCCUUCUGCGACACCCACCCUUGGCGGGCCAGCCCGGCCAAAUGGUGACCCUGCAGACCCCCGACGCCGAGCACGACUUCCAGGCCGUCCCACCUGAGGAGGAGGGCAAGAGGGAGGCAACCAAUGGCCAUGAGGUCAGAAACCUCAACUGCCAAUCACAGAGCUCAGAAAAAAAAUGA